Letharia lupina is the source of this 774-nucleotide messenger RNA. RefSeq lists its product as uncharacterized. Bases 1 to 774 code for a protein of 257 amino acids. The record is from RefSeq and is a predicted model, not a curated record. The transcript has a single exon. NCBI's taxonomy places the organism in Eukaryota, Fungi, Ascomycota, Lecanoromycetes, Lecanorales, Parmeliaceae.
AUGAAGCUUGGAAGCCAGAGGCAUUGCAAGGAAGGCCGAGCCGAGGCCAUUAUGUCGGUGAUCCGGGCUACUGGGUGGUUUAUCGAAGCACCUCGAACUGGAACGCUCCGCGAGUUAGAAAAGGAUCUUGUUCUGGGUCUCUAUCCGAUCUUGUUUCUCAGAGAAACAGCUGAAAUGCUAGGGGCUCGCUUCUACACUUCAAUCGUCAUUCGAACCGAUAUCGACGAGGAUUUCUCUAGGAUUUUAGACAUUCGAGGAUCGCUUCUGCCAUUCAACACCCAUAGCCAGGACAAUGGUCAAACCUUCGAAGAGAUUUGCCUCCCGCGAUGGCAGUUUAGCGAAGGCGAUCACCCCUCGGUGAAGCUGUGGAGUAUUGAAGCGGACGGAUCUGUCAGCAUACCCGAGGCUGCGGUUCUGGUCCCGGCGUCGCACCAUGAGGUGAUGCCCUUGAUUGCUUCCGUGAUAUUUGCGUACCCUAUGGACAGUGGGCUUUACCAGAAGCUUGGACCUGCGGGACGGAAAGGGGAUCGCAAUCGAAGUAUCGAUCUGCGAGAAUGGGAGAAGAAUUGGUUGCCAUUCUCACGAAACUACGCGGUAGCUCUUAUCAACGUCAAAUUCUUAGAGAGAGACUAUGUUCGAGAGAUCCUUUUGAAAGAGACUCGAUCUGGAGCCCUUGUAAAGAUUGGGUUUUUCACGACCAGAGGAUUGUUUGAAGAAGAAGGGGCCAUGACGCGAAUGAUUCCUGUGCGAUCAGUGGAUUGGCGUGUCCUAUAG